AUGUUCACUGGCAAGUUGGAACUCAACUUGAACGUUGCAAACACUGUGAUUCUCUCCUUCAAGUUGCUCUCGAUGCGUUCUGGUACCUCCACUGAGGCCAAUGUUGAACUGGCUGCUGGUCCGGCAACACCUCAAGCUGAGGUUGCUUGUUUGCCGGUAGUCAUGAAGGCCGCUGAUGAUGCCAAUAUGUAA
This is a messenger RNA of Suillus fuscotomentosus, 192 nucleotides long. RefSeq lists its product as uncharacterized. The transcript has 2 exons. The record is from RefSeq and is a predicted model, not a curated record. Lineage: Eukaryota; Fungi; Basidiomycota; Agaricomycetes; Boletales; Suillaceae. Bases 1 to 192 code for a protein of 63 amino acids.